UUGGUCGACUAUUUUAAAAGGGGUGAUUACUAUCCUCUCCCAUAGGCGUCGCUCUGAGGUUUUUUCCCAGGCACCAGGCAGCAUGUGAAUGAGCGCCACCAGCAAAACCGCACGCCAACCCAUUGCCGCUGCUUCUAAAUGGGCUUGUACAGGAGACAGAUGAGACCCAAGCUAGUCACAAACAGAAGCAGUGGUUCCGGGGAUUUUUCUUCUUUUUUUUUUCUUUUUUUUUUUACAGUGUUUACUUUUACAUCAGACACUGUUUCUUUCUAUUUCUGAGAUUGUCACAAAUUGUUCUUGUUCACCGAAUUCUACACAAGUUGUACAUUACCAUCUGUACAGUCCACCCUCAUCUUGAUAUGGGCAGAACCAUACGAUAACAUCCGAAACUGGGAUGUAUGCAAAAAAAAAGUAGCCUAUGUACAAGUCACAUUUGCAUAAAGACGUCUACUGUCAUGGAGGAAAUUUAGGAGCUUUAUUAUUGGAACACGUAUAGUCAUUGUAGUUAAUAGGUUCUCCCGUCUUGCACGCUCAUUCUUAAUUGUCCUGAAUACCGGCGCCUUCUGCUCACGUUCCUUUUGCGGUCGUCCUCGAUCCCGUUUAUGUUUGGAGGGGAAAUGAUGGGUUACACUGCACAGCCGUGAGCUCCCGACUGCCUUGUAAAACAAGCAUGAACUCGAGGGGCUUCAGACGCUGCCUGACUUCAGUUCUUGAUCCUCAGACAUGUUCUCUUUCUCAACCGAAAUGUCGGCACUCGGCAGGCAUUGGGUAAUUACCGAGGGGUGUGUUUUGCCCGAUUACACGAACCCUCUGGCGACAAACACAAGCAUGCCUCAAAGUAGGAAAAAAUGCUCUUGCUGGUGUGCAAUUGACAUAAUUGACUUCACGAGCACCAGAAUGUUCUCCUUUUACACAACGCCGAGGUAAACAUGUGCAUCACGGUCAACCUCUCGGCCCGUUUGACAUGUGGCCCUCGCUUCCUCCAGAGAGACGCUGCUGUUCUCCUCCUCCUGAACUGCAAGUUUUCUCGGGGGGGAGGGGGGUUGGGGGGGAUCCUGAAUUCCCUCUCCGUCCGCUGCGCAAAUAAAUAGCAGGACGGCUCCCUCGGCUCCGGCAGUUGCACUCUCCUCCUCUUGCGCUCAGCGUCCAUCCGACACCAUGUGGACCCAGGCCGGCGCUCUUCCGCUGCUGCUCGCCUGCUGCCUCGGGCCGGCCGCGGCCCAGAGCGACGGCAGCCGGACGCAGAGCAUCUGGGAGGAUCCCGUCAAAUUCAAGACCAAGGCCAAUGACUUGUGCACCAUGAUCAUCACGGGCCACGGGGAGUACACCAGGCUCAGGCUGUCGUGCCAGAGCACCAAGCGCUCCUACUGGUGCGAGUACUUGGGGAAGCCGCACACCUGCCGCGCUUACAACAAGAACCCUCGACACUACUUUGUGCAGAUGAUGUGGGGCCUCCGAAAGCUCCACAACGCCUGCCAGGCGCCGCGGCAGAUCCAACCUGGAAUGUGCAAGAGGGCAACCGACGACUCUCAGAUGGUCUUUUCGUCCGCCUCCCAGUCUUGGUCUUGGCCGGAGGGUCCUUCCAGGCCGGGGCCAAGACCCGCGAGACCCGAGCCCCGGCCCGUACCCACCGGGCCCGACCCGACGAGGCAAGCACCCGCGACGUCCAUUCGGGUCCCACCGAGGGCGACGACCACGCAGGGGACCACUCCGCGGCCACCGACGCCUGCCGCGGAGAGCAGUGCCAAGCGGAUUGCUCGGCAGUACUGCUGGAGGUCACUUCAAGGCAUCUGCUCCUACGUCAUCAAGUGGUUUCGAAAUUGAGCGCGAGAGGUGGUCGAGCUUUUUUAAUAACGCGCGGCAUUUACUAUGUUUCAUGACUUGUCCGAGGAAUGCUGUGGUGGAAUGAGGGUGCAUGAAUCAAGUUUGCCUCCAGCGGUCCUUUGCGAAGUUCCCCCCAAAAAAUCUUUUUGUUACAUCCGUAGAUUUUGAAAUCUGAUGAGGACAUCUUCUGAUGACUGAUAACGACGGCCCUUGGGGGGGGGGGGGACUGCGGUCGAAGAACCCGGAGCGCUUUCUUCAGGGGCGAGGGAUGGUACUGCUGUGACUCUCAAACAUGCAUGCAUCAUCAUCAUCAUCAUCAGCAUGAUCAUCAUCAUCCACUGAGAGUCAGCCUCCUCUGAAAUGCUCGGUCAAACAAUCUGUCUGCAAUCACAGCUCGAGGAACACCGCUACCUGACUUGACUGUGUAAGAAGGAACAAAUUGAAAGAAAUAACUUGCAUGCAUAUGAAACGGUGCAAUGACUUGUGAGAACGUUUCUGCAAAUGCAACCUAAACACACAAUCCAAAUGUUGCCACUUAUUUGUCCUCAUGUUUGUUUACUUGUGUAUAAUCUACUUAAUACAUUAUCUUGAAUAUUACAGUGGUUUUGAUGUUGGUCUACGACAACAAGGAUUUCUGCUCUGGUAUAUUUGACAGAUUUAUAAAUGUGAAAAUGUUUUGAUGAAAUAAAACGUUAUUCUCAAUA
Scophthalmus maximus (turbot) is the source of this 2528-nucleotide messenger RNA. RefSeq names its product fibroblast growth factor binding protein 2a (gene fgfbp2a). The transcript has a single exon. Gene Ontology annotation, molecular function: growth factor binding. The record is from RefSeq and is a predicted model, not a curated record. Gene Ontology annotation, biological process: cell-cell signaling. Bases 1159 to 1824 code for a protein of 221 amino acids. Lineage: Eukaryota; Metazoa; Chordata; Actinopteri; Pleuronectiformes; Scophthalmidae.